AGUCCGCGACAAUCGCGGCUACAUUUUUACAGCAAAUUAUCUUCUUCAGUUUUUUAUCUACAGCGAGCACUUCCCGCGAUAGUAAAACGUCGGCGGUCAAUGCUCUCCACUUUUUCCGAGACGCGACGGAAAAGCGCAUAAUCAACAAUCUGCUUGCGCGAACAUCGUCGUGCAGAGCGAGAUACAUAAUUGCAAUUGAUCGGCCUGCUACCAGCCGGUGGUUUCACUCUCCGUAAUAAAAUUGCUACCUCCUCGCGUAGGGGUGGGGACCGUGCCACGAAGAGAGAAGAGAGACAUCGUCUUUUCGCUUCGCGCUUCUUUCGCGACCGUUUGCUCCCGAUAGUUGCUGAGACCGAUGAUCUGGUCUGAGAGCACAAUUGACUGGCCACUUUGACGCAUCCCAACGGUAAAUUUAUGAGCCGCCAUGUCGACCACCAGCACCAUAAGCUCUCCGCUGAAGAUCGGCCUCGGCUUGAUCGGCAUGUGGCCCGACUCCUCGUACGCGACGGUCCUCUGGCUCCUUUACAUGCUCAGCCUCGCCGCCAUGCAGUAUUUCCAGUACUCUUACGUGUACUCCCAUUUGAGCAUGAACGACUUCUCCAAGCUGAUGGACGGCCUGAGCGUUACCCUGGAUUAUACCCUGACGUUUAUGAAACUGCUGAGCCUUUGGCACAAUCGCCGGAUAUUCUCCGACAUAUUGGUCGCGAUGGACGACGACUGGCACGGCGACUGCGUUACGGAUUCAUACACUUGCGUGAUGACGAGCAAGGCUGCUCUGGCACACCGCUGCUCCAACGCGAUGAUGACCCUCAACACCUUGUCAACCGUCUUCUACUUCAUCGGAAGCUAUUUAAGUCACCGCACGAUCUCUGCGGAUGAGCCGCGGGGGUUUCCGGUGCAGAUGCAGUUUCCGUUCAACGCCACCAAAUCGCCGAUCUUCGAAUUCAUCGUGCUAGGGUCGUUCCUGCACGUGUGGGAGACUGCGGUGGUGAUCGCGAUGCUGAAUUCCUUGAUUUUGGCAUUGGUGCUUCACGUGAGCGGGCAGAUCGAUAUCAUGUGCCAAGGCCUGAGAGAAAUUUCCGUCACGAGCAAGUCAGUUACGUCAGCUACGAGGUUGCUUAUCGAGCGACAUCAGAGGAUCAUAUCUCUGUCGAACAAUAUCGACAAGUUCUUCUCCUUCGUCGCGAUGAUACAAUUCUUGUGGAACACCGUAGUGAUCUGCACCAUAGGAUUCAUGAUCGUGAUAUCUUUAAGCACGGACAUGGACGGCAAAUCCGGCAUAUUGAUACAAUCCAUCAUCCCGUACAUCGCGGUAACGUUAGAAGCUUUCGUUUUCUGUUUCGCCGGCGAGUACCUGAGCAUUAAGAGUAGGUCCAUCGGCGAUGCGGCGUACGAGACACUUUGGUACGACCUGUCCACUAAAGAAUGCCGAAUUCUGUUAUUGAUCAUCGUCAGGUCUCAGAAACGUUUGACGAUCACUGCUGGGAACGUCAUGGACUUGACUCUGGAAGGCUUCACGAGUGUAAGAUUUUUACUCUACAUAACAGACGCACAAUUGUGUCUUAAUUGUAACAUAAUGUAAUCGUGUUGUUUUACAAAAAUGUAUACUUGUGACAAUUCGUAUCUGAAUGCGUAAAUGAGUAUCGCGCGGCCGACGUUGAUAUUAUUCCGAAUGUGCCAUGCAAACGUUACACACUAAUGACGCGCAUCUUGCGGAGGAUACUCCUUCGCUUCGCACGUUCUUAUUUCUAUUACCUCGGCUAUUUCUCUCAUCUACAAGGAAACUGUUUUUAGGUCAUGAAAGCCUCGGCGUCUUACAUUUCGAUAUUGCACGCGAUGUAUUGA
This is a messenger RNA of Harpegnathos saltator (Jerdon's jumping ant), 1845 nucleotides long. Its product is annotated as odorant receptor 4-like. The record is from RefSeq and is a predicted model, not a curated record. The transcript is spliced from 5 exons. Gene Ontology annotation, biological process: sensory perception of smell; detection of chemical stimulus involved in sensory perception of smell. Gene Ontology annotation, cellular component: plasma membrane. Lineage: Eukaryota; Metazoa; Arthropoda; Insecta; Hymenoptera; Formicidae. Gene Ontology annotation, molecular function: olfactory receptor activity; odorant binding. The coding region runs from base 425 to 1582 and encodes 385 amino acids.